AUGGCGACCCCUCGGCCUGAGGGUGUGGGUACGGCUCUCUGGGCGCAUUUGGAAGCCCCCGCCCGCCUCCUGCUCCAGGCGCUGCAGGCGGGGCCGGAGGGGACGAAGGGCGGCCUCAGGGUGCUGCGGGCCCUGAGCAAUCGAGGCCGGGAGCCCUUUAGCUGGGACCGCUUCCUCGCGUCGUUGUGCCAGGAGGAGCCGGUUUUGGAGGGGCCAGACUGCCGCCUGGUACUGAAACCACUGCUGCUGCGAUUGCCCCUGGUAUGCCAGAGGAACCUGAUGUCCCUGCUGAUGGCUGUCCAGCCAUCACUGCCUGAAAGCAGGCUCCUCCCUGUUCUACAGAUUGCCCAGCAGGACCCAGACCCUGGCUCCUGGCUACGAGCCAUAGGGGAAUUGCUGCAGAGGGAUCUGAGACUUGGGGUCUCCGCUGAGGGAUCAUCUCCACUGUCCAAAAGCUGCCAGAGACAGCUCCAAAGCCUGUGUAUGCAGCUGGGCCAGGGGGGCAGGAGGUUGAAGUUGCUUCAGACUCCAGACCCCGAAAAGGAAAAAGUGGAGGAGGAAGACAAGGACUCCCAGCAGCUUGGGAAACGCAGAAAGGAGCCUGAGGAGGAACCUGCCAGUCCUGAGAGGGAGAGGGUCCCCAAAAGACUCCGAUGUUUGGAAAGGGAGGAGGAGGAAGAUUCCGAGGAGGAGGGUUGUGAACAUGAAUCAUUGGAAUCCCUGGCAGAUGGAGGAGGUGCAUCACCCACUAAGAACCAGUCUGCCGUGGGGGCUGAGACUGAUGAAGCUGGUCAGAAUCUGGAGGGUGCCAAGGACCUAGUUGAGAGUUUGGAGUUGCCCAAAGUUGUCCAGGACCAACUUCUCAAGCUACAGCAGCUGCUGACGACCUCUGGGGAGGGGUUGGAGGGUGCCCCAUUGGUUGAGCUGCAGCUUCUCCACGAAUGCAGUCCCAGCCAGGUGGACCUGCUGUGUGCCCAGCUGCGGCUCCCUCAGCUCUCAGACACAAGUCUCCAGCAGCUCUGCUCUUGGCUGCUGGCCCUGUCACCACACCUCAGCUUCAGCAAUGCUACUGUGCUGACCAGGAACCUCUUUCUUGGUCGAAUCCUCUCCCUGACUUCCUCAGCUUCCCGCCUGCUCAUGACUGCCCUGACUUCCUUCUGUGCCAAGUAUACCUACCCCGUCUGCAAAGCCCUCCUUGGCCCUGUGCUCCAGGCCCCAGGCAUAGGUCCAGCCCAAACAGAGUUGCUGUGCUGCCUUAUGAAGGCUCUGGAGCCAGAAACGCAGGUUCUAAUGCUGGGACAGAUCUUGGAGCUGCCCUGGAAGGAGGAGACUUUUUUGGUGCUGCAGUCACUCCUGGAGCAGCAGGUGGAGAUGACCCCUGAGAAGUUCAGUGUCCUGAUGGAGAAGCUUUGUGAAGAGGGACCGGCAGCUGUCACAUCCAUGGCCUAUUCCAAGCUCAUGCUGACAGUGAUGACUAAGUACCAGGCCAGUAUCACUGAGACUCAGAGGCUGGGGCUGGCCAAGGCCUUAGAGCUCAACACCACCUUCCUGAAGAAGUCACUGCAGGCCGCUCUAAGACAUCUGACCUCUUGA
Molecule: messenger RNA, 1593 nt
Organism: Orycteropus afer afer
Lineage: Eukaryota; Metazoa; Chordata; Mammalia; Tubulidentata; Orycteropodidae
Source: RefSeq, a predicted model, not a curated record